Carassius carassius (crucian carp) is the source of this 4905-nucleotide messenger RNA. Its product is annotated as ephrin type-A receptor 3. The record is from RefSeq and is a predicted model, not a curated record. The coding region runs from base 154 to 3108 and encodes 984 amino acids. Lineage: Eukaryota; Metazoa; Chordata; Actinopteri; Cypriniformes; Cyprinidae. Gene Ontology annotation, molecular function: transmembrane-ephrin receptor activity; protein binding; ATP binding. Gene Ontology annotation, cellular component: plasma membrane; neuron projection. Gene Ontology annotation, biological process: axon guidance; protein phosphorylation; cell surface receptor protein tyrosine kinase signaling pathway. The transcript is spliced from 17 exons.
AGAGAGUACAGCUCACGCCAGUGUCGGAUCUUCUUUCAUGCGGGCGCGCUGUUUCCUCUCCAGCUCAGUUUCAGUUCAUUUCUCCAGCGCAGCCACCGGCUCACCAGCCCCAAGUUUACGCACAGGGAUGCGGGCGCGUGGAGCCGCGUGAAAAUGGCUCUCUUUAGGAUUUACUCUUUCCUUGCUCCUUUUCAUGUAUUGGUGUUGUGUCAAGCCUUGAGGAAUUAUCCAGAUAAUGAAGUUACUUUACUCGACUCUAUGUCUGCCCCAGGUGAUCUGGGUUGGGAAGCAUAUCCAUCAGAGGGGUGGGAGGAGAUCAGUGUUAUGGAUGAGAGGAACAUUCCUAUGAGGACGUACCAGGUGUGCAAUGUAAUGGAAGCCAAUCAGAACAACUGGUUGCGCACUGGACUGAUCCAGCGAGAAGGUGCUCAACGUGUCUACGUGGAGAUCAAAUUCACUCUACGUGACUGCAACAGCCUUCCGGGAGUCCCUGGGACCUGUAAGGAGACGUUUAAUGUGUACUACCACGAAUCUAACAAUGCCGUCGCUGCACCUUUGCGGCACAUUCGAGAAAGCCAAUAUGUCAAGAUUGACACUAUAGCGGCUGAUGAGAGCUUUACGCAGACAGACGUUGGAGAUCGUGUCAUGAAGUUGAAUACGGAAGUGCGAGACAUCAGUGGUCUCAGUAAGAGGGGCUUGUACCUGGCGUUUCAAGACCUGGGUGCUUGCAUUGCUCUGGUGUCGGUGAGAGUCUUUUAUAAGCGCUGUCCUCUGGCAGUGCUCAAUUUGGCCCGGUUCCCGGACACAGUGACGGGUGGCGAUUCAGCACUGGUGGAAGUGCGUGGAACUUGUGUGGAGGAUGCGGAAGAGCUCGAGGCACCACGGAUGUUUUGCAGUGCUGACGGAGGUUGGCUGGUGCCCAUCGGCCGCUGUGUGUGCCGGCCAGGAUUCGAGGAGGUAGACGGACACUGCCAACCUUGUCGGUCAGGCUUCUACAAGGCCUCUGCUAUGGAUGCAUACUGUGUGAAGUGCCCCCCACACAGCUACUCCCACCAGGACAAGGCCUCUGAGUGUGUGUGUGAAAGAGGCUUCUACAGGGCUGAAUCAGACCCUCGCUCUAUGGCGUGCACAAGACCACCUUCGGCACCCGGCAAUCCCAUUUCCAUGGUGAACGAGACUGCAGUCACUCUAGAAUGGAGUCCUCCUCGUGAAAGUGGUGGACGUGGAGAUGUCACCUACAGUGUCCACUGCAGGAAGUGCUCUGGAGAAGCAGGGGCUGCAGGAGAUGGUGAGAAGUGUGUUCCCUGUGGCAGCAGUCCGCAUUUCAACCCCAGGCAGUUUGGCUUGAUGCACCCCAGAGUUCUGGUGACAGAACUGCAGCCUCACACCAAUUACACCUUCAACAUUGAAGCCCUGAACGGAGUGUCGGAUCUCAGCCCCAGUCCACGUCAUCUAGUGUCCGUCAACAUCACCACCAGCCAGACAGUGAGUGUCAUCUUAAAGGAAAGGAAGGGCACCGACAGUGUAACGCUGGCAUGGCAGGGUCCAGAACCUUCUGACGGGACUGUAGUGGAAUAUGAAGUCACCUAUUAUGAAAAGAACCAGCAGGAUCAGAAUUACACUGUGCUGAAGACCAAAUCCAACAGUAUGACGGUGGAAGGACUCAAGCCGGGAACCACAUACAUCUUCCGGAUCCGAGCUCGUACAGAUGGAGGCUAUGGGAACUACAGGGGAGAAAUUGAGUUGGAGACGAGCCAUGAAGAUAUGCUUGCGGUUGGAGAUCCAAACCAGCAAACCAUACUGGCCAUCUCUGUGGCAGGCGGUGCAGUGCUUCUGGUCUUGCUAGUGGCCUGUUUUGUUGUGAGUGGACGGCGCUGUGGAUAUAUUAAAGCAAAGCAAGACCCUGAGGAAGAGAAAAUGCAGUUUCAGCAUGGACGAGUCAAACUUCCCGAAACCCGCAUGUAUAUUCACCCGCAUACAUAUGAGGACCCCAACCAGGCGGUGCGAGACUUCGCCAAGGAGAUCGAAGUUUCCAACAUACGGAUUGAGAGAGUUAUUGGGGCUGGUGAGUUUGGAGAGGUCUGCAGUGGCCGUCUAAGGCUGCCAAGUAAGAGGGAGAUCCAGGUUGCCAUCAAGAGUCUGAAAGCCGGAUAUUCAGAGCAGCAGAGACGUGACUUUCUGGGUGAAGCCAGCAUUAUGGGCCAGUUUGACCAUCCCAACAUCAUUCGACUGGAAGGAGUCGUCACUAGAUGUAAGCCUGUGAUGAUAGUGACAGAGUACAUGGAAAAUGGAUCUCUGGACACUUUUUUGAAGAAACACGACGGGCAGUUCACAGUGAUCCAGCUGGUGGGAAUGAUGCGUGGGAUAGCUGCGGGGAUGCAGUACCUCUCAGAGAUGAACUAUGUGCAUCGGGAUUUGGCGGCACGGAACAUUCUGGUGAAUGGAAACCUGGUGUGUAAAGUGUCUGACUUCGGGCUGUCGCGUGUGUUAGAGGACGAUCCAGAGGCAGCAUACACUACACGGGGGGGUAAGAUUCCCAUUCGAUGGACAGCCCCUGAGGCCAUCACCUACAGGAAGUUCACAUCAGCCAGUGAUGUGUGGAGUUACGGCAUUGUCAUGUGGGAGGUGAUAUCCUAUGGGGAACGACCGUACUGGGAAAUGUCCAAUCAGGACGUGAUAAAAGCUGUAGAUGAAGGCUACAGGCUACCGGCUCCAAUGGACUGUCCGGUGGUGCUUCACCAGCUCAUGUUAGACUGCUGGGAAAAGAACCGCAGCGAUCGGCCGAAAUUUGGGCAGAUUGUCAACACUCUGGACAGGCUGAUCCGGAACCCUAGCAGCCUGAAGCAGCUGGCUAAUACUGCAAUCUGGGAGGACCCAGUGACUCCUGAGGCAGGGGUCCGCACGGUGGAAGACUGGCUGGACUUGAUUAAAAUGGGUCAGUACAAGGAACACUUCUCCAGCGCCGGUUAUGUCACCCUGGACUCAGUUCUGUAUGUCAGCGCCAGUGAACUGGAUAAGAUGGGUGUAGCAAUGGCAGGCCAUCAGAAAAAGAUCUUGUCUAGCAUCCAGUGUCUUCAGGCACACCAUGGGAUUCAGGUCCAGGUAUAGCACCUCACCUCAACGCCCUCAAACCUGUUCCGCUUCCCCUGAUGAGGAGAUUGGGAGCGUUCUUGCCACAUGGAAGCAUCUUGCUGCAAAAUGACUCUGUUUUAUCUCUCUACCAGCACUGAAGUUCAUCAGCCCUACAGGAGAACGGGCCGGUACCUUCCCCUUUGUGAUCAGCAUCCAGAAAGGCAGUAGAUCGCUUGCAGAUGUCCGAGAUUGUGAACUUGGAUAUCGAUCCAUCCAAGUGAAGUAAGAACAAGAAUCAACACCAUGUGACAUCACAGCACUGUGAACAUCACGUUUCACUCCUCAUUGUACAGAAGACCUUGAGAAGAAACACCGACUGUGUCUUGUGAAUCUUUGAACUGUGUUGCGAGCUAUUCUAGUAUGAUUUUCUUCGAUAAGACGCUUAAUGUGAAAUGCGAUGGUGAGGAAACCUUCAGUGCAAACCUGUGUACGUGGAAGUAGUUUAGAAACCUUGAGACUCGCCUUUAGAAAUCAAUGAAGCACUGAUCUCUCUUUUUCGCAUACGCACACAUUUAAAUGCUACAUAGAAGGGCCGCUCCUUGACCCCAAAUGCCACUCCGGACUGCUUCCGUCAAGCCCUCAGCAGCGUCUUCGGAAUAUGUCAAUUCCACCAUGGAGAUCCUAGAGUUUGUAGAGCCCACGCUUGUCACUUUUGACAAGUUUUGACAUCCGAUGUGCAGCUACAGAGAAACAAUAGGCGUUUAAGGAAUGAAAAGCAAUUGUUGCUUCACAAACAGAGACUGGCCAGCGUGACGAUGUCAUGAAGAGGGCAGAUGUUGUCCUUCCUUCACACUGGCAGCAGCUUUCAGUCGUCUUUUUCAACACGUUGAUGUGGCUUUUCUUUGUGUGUUUAAGGUAUUUUGCCUCAUUAAAUGUGUUUCAUCACAAACGUGAGCAUGUUUUUUGAAAGGAGGAGGAAGGAUAUGUGUUGAGCAUUUUAUGAGAGAGACUUUAUUCCUAAAUCAUCCUGGUGUUGAUGGAGCUGCACUCGGUGGACUGUUGAAACUGUGUUUGUGUUGGACCCUGUUUAGCGUAGAGGUACCGAGUGCUUGGUACCUUCAGAUAACAUUUCCAUAUGACAACAAAAUGGAGGAGCUUAAACAUUUUAGCAUACAAUUUCCAUGUCAUUUCAUGCGCCAUGUUCACAAUCCCGUGUAAAAAGGUGUCCGCAACAGAUGCUUUUAAAAUAGCUUCAUCCUCCAAUUUCUGGUUUCUCGCCCCAUUUUUCUUGGCAGUGCUUUGUUCUGCGCUUGGAAAUGUGUGAUUGAAGAGAAAAGAUUGUAUUGCAGUAGAACUUGAGACAUUGUACAGUGUUGGUUAUUAUAUUUGUACAGUAAUGACUUAGUGUUUUGAAGGUUUUUGUCAGUUGUAAAUUAAGGCAAGGUGGUAACUCUUAUUUUAACCUUUAACUCUAGCUUUGGACAGACGAGGAUUGUGAGGCUGUAGAAUGUAAUGGAUAAUUUAGCUUUAAAGUGUUGGGGAAAGCUAAGCAUUCUCAGGAUUGUUGUUUGUCACUGAUACAUGAUUCAAGAUGGCUGCAAACUCAGUUCUGUCGUCUAUGGAUACACUUCCUGUUCGAUGCCAUUCGGCUUCAUUGUUCUUAUUUAUGUUUGGUCAUCACAAGUCUUUCAUUUAUACAGUAAAAACACUUUAUGCGUUUUUGUCUUUUUUCCAGUAAAACUAUCUAAACAUCAGAAUUUCUUAAUAUUUUAAGAAUUGUUCACCUUAAAAUUACUUAUUUUAUGCUCUAAAGAAAAUGUAGUGGGUUUUAUU